AUGUCAGAUAACGUAAAGGUGUCGAUCAAGGUACGUCCGUUGAUCAGACGGGAAAAGGAGAACAAACUUACUCUGCAAUGGCGCAUUCGAGAUAAUACGAUCGUAUCAAACGAUGGCAAUGGUGAUCCUUUUGUUUUUGAUCACAUUUUCGACGAAACCGUUUCCACCAAACAGCUUUUCGAUACUGUUUGUCGACCUGUUAUACUAUCAGCGCUGAAUGGCAUCAAUGGGACGAUAUUCGCGUACGGUCAGACGUCGUCUGGCAAAACGUACACCAUGAUCGGGAACGAGAAUGAACCUGGUGUAGUUCCGCUGACGGCACGGGAAAUUUUCGAGCAGAUUAAGCGCAUUAAGGAGCGUGAAUUUUUGAUCCGGGCUGGUUUUAUCGAAAUCUACAACGAGAAGAUCCACGAUCUACUCACAACCGGCAGCACCAACUUGAAGAUAGUGGAGAACCAAUGUGGUGACGUUUCGGUUAACUUGAAGGAAAUUCUCACAAACUGUCCGGAACAAAUUAUUCAGCUUGUGGACGCUGGGAAUAAGGCGCGGAAGAUCGGUGAGACGAACAUGAACGAACGCUCGAGUCGGUCGCACACGAUCUUCCGUAUUAUAAUCGAAUCCCGGUUGAUCAGUGCGUCCAACGACGACACCGGAAAGGAUAAUGAAGCGGUCCAGAUCGGCAUACUGAACCUGGUUGAUUUGGCCGGCAGUGAGCGGGCUGACCAGACCGGAGCGACUGGUUCCCGGUUCAAGGAGGGCGUCUGCAUCAACAAGAGUCUGUUGUCGCUCAGCUGCGUCAUCCAGAAGUUGAGCGAAAACUCGGACAAGCAGUUCAUCAACUAUCGUGAUUCCAAGCUAACACGCAUCCUGCAAGCGUCGCUCGGUGGUAAUGCAGUCACAUCGAUGAUCUGUAACAUCACGCCAGCGGUCGUAGACGAAACGUACUAUACGCUCAGCUUCGCGAUGCGUGCCAAGAACAUCCGUAAUAAGCCGAAGGUGAACGAAAUCCUUACCGAUGCGGCCAUGAUGAAGCGUCUCGAACGGGAAAUCAAACGACUCAAGAGCGUAUUGCGUACGGAGCAGAGCAAGAUUAAGACGAUGGAGCUAAUAAACGCGAUCACGUUGCGAACGAACCAGUUCAUUUCAUCGAACCAGCCGCAAGCUAUCGACCAUGCUCGGCGCCGCACUUGGUGUCCAUCGAACACGGAAAUUCCGCGCCCCCUGAUGGGCCCACCAGCGUCCGCCUCGGCAGCCCCUUAUCUUGUCACCACGAACGACAUGACACCACAAAUUGCAACCCGCGCGAUACCAGCGGAAGACGACUAUCCAUCGCCCUCGGUUGGCAACGGAGGAUUUCGUGCCACGCUGGCGCUAAUGGGGGACGACGUUUCGCAAAGCCACCAUCGCGAUUUGCUCCUCGAUCACCAGGAAAUGCUGAAGAGACCAAGGCGCUCGCCGUCCCCGAAUCUGCUGCUCAAUCCGUUUUCCGUCGACGGCGAAGAGUUUGUACCGGGUGAGCAGAUCAGCUUCGGGCCCUCAUCUCUAUCGCCAACCUCGAGCAUGACACGCGAUUUACACACUCCGAGGGUGCUGCGAAAAACACGCCGUUCUUCUACCGGUGACUCACCAUCCUACUUGGACUAUGAGCAACGGUGCCGGGUGCUGGAACAGGAGCUGCAAGAGCUACAGGAAUUCACCAAGCUGGAAAGCUCGAUUGAGCUGGAAACGCUGAAGCAAGAGCUGGUUAAGCGUGAGGAGACCCUGGCAGAGCAGAAAUACGAGCUGGACGAGAAGCAGCACCGCAUGGAACAGCUGGAAGAAAGAUGCGCGCACCUUGAGAGCGAACUGGAGAACCAAAAAACGACAGUAUGCAAUGCAGAACAAGAGCUCGCCCGAGCAAUCAAGGAGCGCCAUGCAGCGGACCGGCAAGCGGAACUGCAUCGAAAUCAGCUCACUGGCAUCGAGUUCGAGUUCGAACGCUUCCGACAACGAUCGGAAUCGCGCGAAAAGGAACUGAUAGAAACGUUGCAAGAGGCACGCAGUGCGGCUGGUGCCACGCCAAACAGCUCCGAUAGCUUAAAAGUAGAUCAGAAGCGUGAGGAAAUGAAACGCCUCGAGAUGCAAAACUACGAGUUCACCCUACAAUUGGAGAAGUGCAACAAACAGAUGGAGCAACUAAAAGAAUCCAGCCUUGAGGAACAUAGGAAAAUCGAACAGGUCAAACAGAUCGUGCUCCAGUAUCAACUGCUUAGUCCUUGCAAAGAGAGCGAUGCUACUCAAUCUCUGGUGUUACCGCUGCGAAAGCUCCUGCUUUUGGCUGAAAAUGAAACCACCUGUAUCAUUAAGCAGAACGGUUUUCAUCCUGUUUCUCCACCGGCUGCUGAGAAUGACGCUGACUGCACUAACGGUCAUGACGGGAAUACCACCGUUCUUGGAGAGGAGAAAACGAUCCAGGAGUUGCUAAAUAUCAUUGAGGAACUGGAGAAGAAAGUCUCAAUCGUGGAGCAUGAAAAAUGCACCGAACAGGAAGCGAACAAAGUCCGAUUAAGUGAAUUAAAAUUGGUACUGGAGAAAAAAUCGGCCGACGCCGUAGAGCAACUGGAGCAGCAGCUAAAACAGUGGCGUCAGAAAUUCGAAACACAAACCAACGAGUACGAUGAGCUAUCGACUCAGAUGAUGGAUCAAAUGCAGGAGAAUGAUGUACUGCGGAAAGACUUUGAGGCGUGUAGUCAAAAGUUGGUCGAAAUGGAAAAUGCAACGGAUACCGAGCUGGCCGCAGUGCGCAAGACAUUGGAGCAAUCCGAUUCGAAGCGGGAAGAAUUGCAGCGAUUGUGUAACUCGCUUAGUGGAGAGAUUAUCAACCUGAAAGCGGAAAUUGAGAAGCAGACCACGUCGGUAAGCGAGCUGGAAGCAUUAAAGAUGCAAACGACGUUGGAGUACGGUGAACUCAGGUGUGAAAAGGAAGAGCUCUCCGCUCAGUUGAAGCGUCUAGAGCAAGAGAUUGAAUCUUAUAAGCACGAAAUGCAGUCGAUCAAUGAUGAGCAUGAGAAGCUUAUCAAACAGCUUAAUGGCGAAAAGGAUGCGCUAGAGAGCGCAAAUAAUGAAUUUCGUUCCAAAGUGGACACGCUACAAAAUGCGUUGCAACAUCUUCAAGAGCAAAGCAAUCUUCUCGAUGAAGCAAAGCUGCAUUCUUCAGAAAAACAAACGUUGGAAAAAGACUUGCAGGAUAUGCGUGAUAGCCAGGCCGAACAGGCGACUCGUUUGGCUGAGUUGCAUCAGGAGCUGCAAAAAUUGUUGGAGGAAAUUGAAUCAUUGAAAAACACGAUCGAUCAGCUAACGGAAGAGAAGAACGGACUGACUGAACAAUUAGCUAGGCGGAAUACAGAAUUACUAGAGGUACAAGAGUUGAACAAGACGAUAGAUAAGCGCGUUCUAGAGCUAGAAUCGGAAAUCGAAAGAUACCAAUGCGAGUUGCAAACAUCGCGCGCGGAACAAACUGCGUUAGUGAGUAAGCACGAGGAACAGCGGGAAGCUUAUGAAAGCUGCCAAAAUAUGCUAGAAAAGGAGAUUGAAUCUACAAAGUGCACGAUUUUGAGAUUAACGGAAGAAAAUGAAAACGUAUUAAAGCGUAGGAACGGUGACGACGAAGAGCAGAAGUUGCUACUGGAUGAGUUGACGCGGUGUAAGGACACACUGGUGCAGCAACUGAAGCAGACAGAAGAGGAACUGGCGAAGAUUACAUCCGCUCUAGACGUGGCCCGUAGCGAAAGUAUCUCGCUGAUGGAGCAACGAAAAUCCGACCGAGAAGAGUUAGAUCUCGUCAAACAAAAGCAGGAGGAGCAAGUGCAACUGAUGACUGAUCGUCUGAACGAAGAAAAAACUAGAACGGAGCAACAGAACGAUGCGCGCCGCAAGCUAGAGGAAAGAAAUGCGACCAUCGAACAAGAGCUCGCGUCCCUGCAGCAAAACGUCUUACAAUUGAUGAACGAAAAUGAAGCCCUGUUAAAGGACCAACUCGAAGAGGAGCGAUCCGAACGGCAACGGGUCUCGGCGGAGGGCGAAGAGCUCGAGAAGUUGCGCUCGUGUCGGGACGAAUCGGAGCGACUUCUUGGACAACUCGAGUGCGAUUUAGCAACCGCUCGGAAAGAACUGGAAAUGGUUCGUAGCGAGCUGCUGGAGGAGAAGCGACGGCGGGACGAAAUCGAGCAUAUGGAAAAGAAGUCCGCGCAGACGAUGCUAGAGGAGACGGAACGGCUGAAGUGUGCCAUCAUGGCGCUUGAAGAUGAAAAACAUCGACUGCAGGAAGCGGACGGCCGGCUUCGAGACCAACUAAAAGUGACCGAGAACCGCACGGUGGAACUGGAGGCGAAUGUGCGGGAUAAGGAAAGCUUGCUCGAGGAGUUACGCAAGGAAAACAACGACCUAACAGUGGCCGUGCAGGAGCUUUCGGCGAAGAUUGUCAGCCUAGAAGAGCAAAUGGACGGAAAUGAAGCCUCCCAGCGGAAGACCAUUGACGCACUCGUAGAGGAGAAGCAAACACAGGAAGCCACUGCUGCUGCUCUAAUGUCGCAGGUUCAGCAGUGCAAGGAAAAGUUGUGCGCAAUCGAGCACCAGUACGAAUCCACACAGCAAGAACUCCGCUCGAUGAAGGCUGCGCUAGAGGCGAGCCUUGCUGUACGAAUGCGUCUCGAGUUGGACGCUGAGGAAUCGUCCAGCGUUCGGGAUGUGCUCGAGCGUGAGCUGCAGGAUUUGAAGAGCGAUCUCGAGAAUUUGGAUGGCAAAUUGGCGAACGAACGGUACGAGCAAGAGCGGCACGUUUCGGCUGGUUUGCGGCGUGAGCUGGAUGAGAAACGGAAAGAGUUGGAGAGCUUCAUGGCCACCGGGCGGCCAUCGCUAGGUGAUGGCCGGGUUGUGCAGGCGCUUCGACGUGAGAACGAAGAUCUGCUUAAGCAGCUGGAAGAGUCCCGUCAAACGGACAUACCAAAGGGUAAGCAGCUGCAGGAGCGGAUCAGUGAGCUGGAAGCGGAAAACGAACAACUGCGCGAAGAGAUGUCAACGAUGCGGCACGAGGCUAGCUUCAAUGAGAAGGAGAAAGAAAUUACACAUCUCCGGCAGAAGGUGCAGACCGCGGAGAAGGUUCGCGAGGAGACCGUAACGCAAAAACGCACAAUCGAGCGCGCUUACGAUCAGCUGCGGUUCAAGAACCAGAAGCUCGCAAAGGAAGUAGACGAGCUUCGUCGCACGACGGAUAAGGAGCGAAAAUCAAGGCGACAAAGCACGCACGAUGACCGGCGAGGCCUGUUCAAUACUAAAGAAAUGGGCACGAUGACCGAUCCGAGCUCGUCAGAAUGUGCCUGUUCCGAGAUGGACGCACAAAUCCGGGAUCUCCGCAACAAACUCACACUGAAAGAUUGUCAACUGAACACGCAGAAGCUGAUCACGUCAGCGAACCCGCUCAAAAACGAGAUUACCGAAAUGCGUCGCAAACUCGAGGAACAAUACCGGGACAAGGCUCAACUGGAACGGGAAAUGCGGGAGCUGCUUGAGCAGUUAGAUCGGGAACGAAAGGAACGCAAGCGACACUGUACGCAGUGUAUCCGGCACAGUCGUCAGCAGAACGCACGUUGCGACAAAGCGGUCCAAGCGUACCAACCCACCACUGCAGCCGGUGUAUCCGAUGGGGUUGGAGCUGAUGUAGACCCAGCAGAGCUGCAACGUAGCCUCGAGAAACAGCAGGAACAGUACGAGCAGUUGAUGGUGAAGUACCAAUCAAUGAAGCAGCUGUGUCGGUUGCGAAAUGAGAAGAUUACCAGCCUUUGUACUAACAUCACCGAUAUGGAAAAUGAGAAAACGAAUAUGAAUUGUAACUUGGAGAAUGAGUGCACAAAGUUGAAGCAACAGUUAAAGGAAGCGGAAAUACAGUGCGCACUACUCAACCGGGCCAGUAAGGUGGGAGGAAAGUCCAUCAACAAGUCCGAAGUUGGCUCGCAAACGGACUUUGAUGUAUGUAUGGCAACGGUUUCCAAUCAGGAAGCACAAAUGUACCGUGAUAAGUACGAACGUUACAAGGCGUUAGCUGCAAAACUGCUAGAAGAAACAAAAACCGCCAAACUGAACACGCACCGCACGGUAAGCGGUGUUUAAUGUCGAAUGGUUCCAUGCCAUUUUGUUCGUUGAAAUUUGUUGUAUGUACCAUAAGAUUCUCUAGUCGUCCCGUGAAAGAGGCGCCGGACAGUAGGCGAUACUCUAAGCAAUUGUGGAAAAGUUGCGUUCGCGCGCAGGGUCGAGAUAAAUUCAUUCAUUAGUCUGUAAUGCAAACCGUCCUCCUUAUUCAUUCAUCCGCCGUGUGUCCGUGUGAGAUCGUAAAACUUAUGUAGUUUACUGAACGUAGCUUUUUAAAUGUCCUUAUCGUGAAAUAUCACGAAUAAUAGUUUUUUUUUUGUGAACAAUUGUACAUUGUAAAUCACUAAAGAUUGUGCAUUUAGUCAUGCCCGUAUGCUCCGUUGUAAAAUGUGUAUAUUUUUGUGUUACUACUGGCCUAUGUACCGUACCUUUGAAUCACAAAUCGUAAAUCGCUUUUCUCACAAUUCUAGCUAAGGUUACAUUAGCUCAUAUUUAUUACGAGAAAAACCUUUGUUAUAUUCAUCCCUUAGGAUCGAACAUCUCCAAUAGAUAACGUAAUGCAAGCGAUAGUAACGUGUUUGGGCGAAUAAACU
Messenger RNA from Anopheles nili, 6716 nucleotides. RefSeq names its product centromere-associated protein E-like. Lineage: Eukaryota; Metazoa; Arthropoda; Insecta; Diptera; Culicidae. The transcript has 8 exons. Bases 1 to 6144 code for a protein of 2047 amino acids. The record is from RefSeq and is a predicted model, not a curated record. Gene Ontology annotation, cellular component: microtubule. Gene Ontology annotation, biological process: mitotic cell cycle; microtubule-based movement. Gene Ontology annotation, molecular function: microtubule binding; plus-end-directed microtubule motor activity; ATP binding.